AAAAAGGGCAAGUGUCACUUCCCCCUUCCCCUUUUUCCUUUCUUUUUCUUUCUUAUUUCAAUUCGAUUGCUUCAAAUUUUACAUUUUACUAACACCUAUUUUUUUUCCUUGUUUAUUUGUAAUUUCCUAUUGAAAAAAUGGACAGAGACACUCGUUUUUCUCGGCGCACAAACGCCAGGGACACGUCCGACAACGGUGCCUACCCACCGGUCGCGUCGUCGAGCAGAAACGGGCGUCCAACAACAACAGCAUUGCAUUCGGCCAGAAACCAGCAGGCCACCCGCUCACAACCGCCACCAAUUGAAUACAGCCUGACAUUAGAGCAGCGAGAACUAAUCCAAGACGUGUUCCAAGCCCACGACCCAAAACUACGCGGGUUUGUCCAGGUCUCGCAACUACCAGAAAUACUGCAGAACCUACAGAUUCGCAGACCUGGCAAAUCAACACUGAACAUGUGGGUUAACCAGGUUGAUCCGCAGGGAUCGGGGAAAUUUUCACAGGACGAACUGAUGGAUUUUGUCCAACAGAGGUAUGGCGAGAUGAUGGGGUCCAGUGUAGAAUUCGAGAAUGCGUUCAGGUUGUUCAAGCCGGAUAUUGGCCCGGAGGCCAAUAGCGCGAGGAUCACAGUGGAGGAUCUGAAGAGGAUUUCGGCACACUUGGGCGAACAUAUUCCGGACGAGGAACUGAGGGAAAUGGUUUCCCUGGCAGAUACGACCAACACUGGUGGGGUCGGGCUGGACGAUUUUGUGAGGAUAAUGCAAAAGACAGGCUUGUUUUGAUAAAUUAAUAAAUAAUUAA
Kickxella alabastrina is the source of this 798-nucleotide messenger RNA. RefSeq lists its product as uncharacterized. The transcript has a single exon. Gene Ontology annotation, molecular function: calcium ion binding. The coding region runs from base 138 to 779 and encodes 213 amino acids. Lineage: Eukaryota; Fungi; Kickxellomycota; Kickxellomycetes; Kickxellales; Kickxellaceae. The record is from RefSeq and is a predicted model, not a curated record.